Molecule: messenger RNA, 534 nt
Organism: Morchella importuna
Lineage: Eukaryota; Fungi; Ascomycota; Pezizomycetes; Pezizales; Morchellaceae
Exons: 6
Coding region: 1-534 (177 amino acids)
Biological process (GO): telomere maintenance via recombination; tRNA threonylcarbamoyladenosine modification
Cellular component (GO): cytosol; EKC/KEOPS complex; nucleus
Source: RefSeq, a predicted model, not a curated record
AUGCGUGAAGAUGUGAAAAACGCAACCUUCCUCCGGGAUCAGCUUCUGGCCGGAAAUUCCGAAUUUGAAUACGCUUUUAUUGAUGCGAAUACUAUAAUAUCGAAAGUCCACGCCCUUGCAGCUGCUCACCAGGCCAUCCACAAUCUCCUCGUGGCAGGGAAAUUGCGCACUAGAAAUGUCCAUUCGGAGACCGUAUUCUGUCUCAGCCCAAACAACAAUAUCACAGAUGCUUUUAAACGAUUUGGGAUAUUACCUACUACCACCUCCCUCUUGUGCAUUAAGUUUUCUACACUCUCUGCACCCGUUACUCUGGAAUCCAUAAAAUCACACCUAGAAAGGUCCGUGGAGGGAACAGCUGUGGAGUUCACGGACGAGAAUUUACUGCAGGAAACGGUGGUGGAUUGGGCCAAAGUGGCGAAGAACUACAAGAUCAAUAGAAGUGUUGGGAAAGCUAGUAGUAAGGACUACCGGAUGACCAAUCACUUUGUAUAUUAUAUGAAGAAGGUCGAAUAUCUCCACCAUGGCGUGCCUUAG